AUGAACACUAAAAAUAUAAUUAAAGUCUUAAUUCCCAUGAAUGAUCCAAUGUUAGUAGCUUAUUAUACAUCUCAAUUGGAACCAACUAGUCAAGUUAUAAUAUAUUCUAAGUUCCURGAAAAAAUGGUUUUCUCAGAACAACGUUCUAGUGGACUCAUGGCUGCUGAAAAGUUUUCACUACCAGUUGAAGAGAUUACAAAACAAAUUGUUGAGACAUACAGAAACCGAUUCACCAAUAUGACAAAUGGUCAAGAUCUAUUUUCAGAAAUUACCAACGAUGAUUAUGAACUAAUUUCUGCAUUAGAUUGGAUAAUUUAUUAUCCUCACCAAGUAGAAGAAGCAUUUGUGCAAAUCAAUGCAGUUGUACGUAAUUUUGUUGCUCAAGGAAAAAUCCAAGCAGCCCGCUUAGCAUUUAAUAAGGUUCAGAAGGAUUCAAUCUGUAGAUUAUUAAAUAAAGCUGAUAUUGAUUUUGAAAAACUUUUGGAGUUGGAUAUGAUAUCAGUUUCUGGAAAAAUACAAUCACUUAUCUUGGAAUAUUUAGCAUAUAAAUGUUAUUUGGACGCAGAAGAAGGAUUUGCAGAAUGGUUUCAUGAAUAUCAUCAAACCAAACCAAUUGAACCUAUCAAACUGCUAGGUAAUGUAGAUUAUGCUAAAAAAUUGAUCUAUGACCACAACAUGGAACAGUAUCAAAUUGCAUUAAGYAAUUGGAAAAAGAUUGUAACAAGUUCAUCACAAAUUGUUGUCGAACAACUCUUUAAUUUGCUUUUUUUCCCCAAUGGUUGGCUUGUUGACCAUGAAAAUGAGGACAAAAAUCGUCAUGAACACUUUGAACUUCUUCGAACUAUAUGUAUUCCAAAGAUUUUUAUGCUGUUACAUACUAUACUGCAUAGUGCUGAAAGAUAUACUGAAUGUAUCAAGUUGGCUGGUUACAUAACAGACAAGAACAAUAAGUUCUAUCAAUUAUUUUCUCAAGCUGAUUUAAAGAAAUUAUUAGCAAARAUUGCCGAAUCAUCGGUUUGCUUAAUGGAAUCACAUAAUCAACAACUAGAUCCUUGGGGAUUUGAAAAAUAAAUGAUAAUUUUUUAUAUUUUUAAGAAAACGUGAUGUCAUAUUUAUUCUUUCUGUAUACAUGACAGUAAAUUUCAGCACAAUCAA
Diuraphis noxia (Russian wheat aphid) is the source of this 1155-nucleotide messenger RNA. It is a transcript of the gene Nup107, whose product is annotated as nuclear pore complex protein Nup107. Gene Ontology annotation, molecular function: structural constituent of nuclear pore. Gene Ontology annotation, biological process: mRNA export from nucleus; protein import into nucleus; post-transcriptional tethering of RNA polymerase II gene DNA at nuclear periphery. The record is from RefSeq and is a predicted model, not a curated record. Gene Ontology annotation, cellular component: nuclear pore; nuclear pore outer ring. NCBI's taxonomy places the organism in Eukaryota, Metazoa, Arthropoda, Insecta, Hemiptera, Aphididae.